Daphnia pulicaria is the source of this 2987-nucleotide messenger RNA. It is a transcript of the gene Mms19, whose product is annotated as MMS19 nucleotide excision repair protein homolog. Bases 38 to 2926 code for a protein of 962 amino acids. Lineage: Eukaryota; Metazoa; Arthropoda; Branchiopoda; Diplostraca; Daphniidae. The record is from RefSeq and is a predicted model, not a curated record. The transcript has 16 exons. Gene Ontology annotation, cellular component: cytosolic [4Fe-4S] assembly targeting complex. Gene Ontology annotation, biological process: iron-sulfur cluster assembly.
UUUACAUAAUCAGACAGAGCAGAGGUAAACAGUAAACAUGGCGAUCUCGACUGCGAUUCACAAACUCAGGGAUUCGUUUAAUUCAGAAGAAUCCGCGAAUGAAUCUAUUCGCUGUAUUAGUCAAUCAAUUGCAUCGAAAGAAUUAACAAUUCUCAAGCUAGUUGAAGAUUUGCAACCAGAUUUACUUAAUCAACAAAAUACUCACCGAUGCAAAGCAGUGUCAACUAUUGGCACAAUCUUGGAACAGCUGGGACCUGAAUUGAAGGGACUAAAUGAUAAGGAAGUAGAACUUGUAACAGAGUUCUUUUGUAGCAAGCUAAAAGAUCAUCAUUCAAUACUUCCUGCCGCACUGCAAGGCCUCCAUGCAUUGAGCACAGCACCUAAGCUUUCCCCUGGAUUGGCCAGAUUGAUAUCCCAGAGCAUUUUCCAAGAUGUUCAUUGUCAGUCACAAUUGCAGAAUGACAGAAGAGCAAUUUACAAAACACUGAAAAACCUCCUGGCUUUUCAUCUAAAAGAAUUACAAGACCUAGGCCAAGAUUUUGUUUUUGGUCUCAUCCAGUUAGCUGAUCAAGAAAGAGACCCACGUAACUUGUUGAUUCUCUUCAGUAUUUUCCCUGUAGUUGCUCGUUACUUCAGAUUCGAGCCGUUUACAGAAGAGUUUUUUGAAGUUUUUAGUUGCUACUUCCCUAUCGAUUUCACCCCUCCAGCUAAUGAUCCUUAUGCAGUAACUAAAGAACAGCUCUGUGAUGGAUUACGACAGUGCCUUGCCGGUAGCCCUCAUUUCGCAGAGUAUUUUUUGCCGUUACUGCAAGAGAAAUUGGAAUCUGACUUGGUUUCAGCUAAAGUAGAAGCCUUAAAAACCUUGGAACUCUGCUGUCAGACGUAUCAACCAGGCCAACUUGAAAAAUGGGUGGACUCUUUCUGGACGAGUAUCCGCAGAGAAGUCUUGAUCAAUGUCAAUACCGACGAUCUUGAACAUGCCUCACUUGAUGCUCUUGCUGCUUUAUCCCGAGCUUUUACAACGGACGGAGAAUUUAAUAGUCCAGCUUUUACCAAAUUACUAAAAAAUGUGCUGACCGAAUGUCAGGGGCACUUGUGUGAACCGGAACGGCGAUUAAUGACUCCGAGCAGCUACAUUUUGCUAGCGAUAUGCUCGGGAAGUGCGCCCGCGUGUGCAUUAAUUGUUAGCCAGGUCAUUCCCCUUUUGAUGGACCAGUACAGGAUCAGGCCACAGUCAAAUCCACGUCAGUUCAUCCUUAAUAGUUUGAACAAAAUGGUGCAUGCUGGUCUCUAUGGAUUCACUGAAGAAAACGUUGCUCAAAGUGGUGUAGCUUCUCUGAUACCAAAAUUGUUAGAGUUGUACCUUGAGGUCUUAAAAGAGGAUGACGCAGUUCUUCGCAAUCUAAGUCUGCAAGGAUUGAGUCAUUUAAUUGGCACCUGUUUGAAUCACCAAGACUUGGAAAAGGUCAAUGGAACACUUUUAGAUUUACUCCAGAAAUCAACAGCCACCGAUAGCGUUAUUGCAGAGAUUGGUCAUUUCUUUUGCAAAAGCGCAGAGAAGAAUGAAAACUUGUUCCAUGAGCAAGUCUUGGUUAAGCUGUUAGAUAUAGCGGUCUCAGGCAAAGCCAAUGCGGUUUUUCUUGUGCUGUCAACUCUACCGACGUUGCCCCAGAUUCGUGCGCAGGUGGUAUCCCGUCUAAUGGUUGUGCUCGAACAACCCGAACUGGAAUUACGACUGGAAGUACUCAAAGUUUUGACUCAUUUCGCACAAAGGGACGAACUAGAAAUAUUCCAGCAAUUGCACCGCUGGGGAUUGAAAACAUUGGAAGAUGGAGAUCCUCCGGCGUCACUCCAAGCCACUUGUGUCUUAUUGAGAAAUCUGGCUUCCAGUUUGUCUUCCGCGAAAGCCACGGAAUUCAUCAACGAGCAAACCGAACAAUACGUUGGUCAACAUCUUGCCCGCUCUCCGUGGACGUUGUCCAUAAUGGAAGCCACAUUGGGAUCAUUGGAUGCCACACCUAGCGGACACAGUCUUGAACGACUAGUUAACACACUUGAACCCCUUACUGUUUGCCAUCCAAAAGCCGAUGUCAGACUGUCUGCCUGUCGGCUUAUGGCCGCUCUGGUCAACAAACUUCCUGAAGGUCAAGAACUGGAAGCUAUACUUGAUUCGUUGCGGCGCAAAUGGCAGGAUCCAUCUACAGACCGAUGCAAUUCUGUGUGCCUGUUUGUUUGGAUAACUAAAGCUCUGCUGAUGAGAUCUUAUUCCAAGCUUAAUCAGUAUAUUCAAGAAUUAGUUGAUUCGCUGAACGAUCCCACGCACGGGUACCUAGUGGCAGAAGGAUUUAAAACGAUUUUGUGUGAAACCGAGGAAUGCCUGAAUUUCAAUUGUCAUGCCAACAUCAGGCUAAUGUACCGACAGAGGUUUUUUCAAGAAGUUGUACCUCGCCUGUUGAAACUGUAUCGAGAGUCCGAGUCGUGCAACAAAGCUGCUUGCUUCGCCGCCAUCGCCAAUCAACUAGCCUUCAUUCCGGAGGGUGUUUUAAUUGCCCACAUAACCACACUUAUCCCACUGCUGAUCCAGUGUCUGAGCACAGACCAACCCGCUCAGCUAAUUAUUUCUACCAUCAACGCGUUCAUGGGUCUCAUGUCCGACAAUGUCAGCGCUAUCGAAGAAUACAUCAGCAGCCUCGUGCCCAGAUUACUCACCCUUGCCAAAGACGGCAUUAACAUGGACGUCCGUCGACUUGCCCUUCAAUGUCUCUCCGAGCUCAGGAAGGCCCAAUCGAUUGUUUUACUCCCACUUCGGUCGGAGGUCAUCCUCCGUCUCGUCCCUUGCCUGUCCGACAAAAAGCGAUUGGUCCGGCGUGAGGCAGCAUUGGCAAGACAAAAGUGGAUUAUGUUGGGCCAGCCCGGCUGUAACUAACAUCUCAUUAGUGUGCCAUAAUUCAUCCAAGAGCUUCAAUUACACUGUUUUUCUAACAGAA